AUGGCUCUUGCGACGCAGAAGGAGGGUGUUCUACCCUUGCACAUGGUGCAAAAACCUCCCUUCAUGGUCCAAGACACAAACGCUCCCGAAAUCGAGGGCGAGUCCAGGCCGUACCGGCAUUUCAAGGCUCAAAACGGCCUCAUUACCCGCCCUUCUCCCGACAUAGCUACUGUCUAUGACCUGUUUACGACGACUGCGAAGAGAUAUGGCGACAAGGCCGCAAUCGGCUCUCGUUCCUUAGUGAAGACACAUGUCGAGAAGAAGAAGGUGUCCAAGGUGGUUGAUGGCGUUACGUCCGAGGUCGAGAAGAAAUGGACUUACUUCGAGCUAUCUCCUUACAAGUUCCUCACAUACAAGGAGUAUGAGGCGCGCGCGCUGAACGUCGGUGCCGGCCUCAGAAAGCUAGGCUUAGAACCCGGCGACAGGAUACAUAUCUUCGCCUCGACAAGCGCAAACUGGCUUUCUCUGUCGCAUGGAUGCUCUUCGCAGUCCAUCACUAUCGCUACCGCCUACGAUACGCUUGGCCCAGAUGCUGUGGAGUAUUCACUCACACAGACUGAGGCCAAGGCUAUGUACACCGAUCCUCAUCUCUUUAAGACGGCCAGCCGUCCCCUCAAGAAUGCAAAGGAAGUUAAAUAUCUCAUUUACAAUGACUCUACUAACAUGCCCAUAUCGGACGAGGAAUUGGCUGAAUUUAAGGCGUCGCACCCUGAGUUGACUAUUCUAUCGUUUUCCGAUCUGGUCGCUCUCGGUGCCGAACACCCCGUGCCCGCUGUCCCACCUAAGGCAACAGAUCUAUGUUGUAUCAUGUAUACUAGUGGCUCCUCUGGUACUCCUAAAGGUGUACCCAUCACGCACGAAGGCUUGGUUGCUGGUAUCACAGGCCUAUAUGAAGUUAUUGCCGAGACGAUUUCUUCUAAGGAGGUUGUUCUCGCUUACCUUCCGCUUGCACACAUCUUAGAGAUGGCAGUGGAGAACCUUGUUAUCUUCAUAGGAGGAACUCUGGGAUAUGGAUCUCCUCGUACCUUGGCUGAUACCUCGAUGCGAAACUGCGCUGGAGACAUGCGCGAACUUGCACCCACAGUCAUGAUCGGUGUACCGCAAAUCUGGGAGACGAUCAGGAAAGGGAUUGAGGGCCGAGUGAACUCCGGCAAUAUGUUGACGAGAAAUCUUUUCUGGGGCGCCUACAACUUAAAAUCACUUCUUGUCUCGAGUGGCUUACCGGGUGGAUACAUCCUUGAUGCAUUGGUCUUCAAUAAGGUUCGAUUACUUACGGGAGGCCGCGUGCGUUUUCUCUUCAAUGGCGGUAGCGGCAUCUCUGAGGGCACCCUGCAAUUCAUGAGCAUGGUGUUGGCACCUAUGGUCACUGGCUAUGGUUUGACUGAGACAUGCGCAAACGGCUCUUUAGGAUGCCCGCUGCAAUGGACGUCUAACGCCAUCGGCCCAGUGCCACCCUCAAUAGAGCUCAAGCUCGUUAGUCUUCCCGACCUCGGCUAUAGCACAUCUUCAAAUCCACCUCAAGGUGAAAUCCUUUUGCGUGGCGCAGCCGUGGCCAAAGAGUACUUCAAGAACCCCGAAGAGACGGAGAAGGCGUACACACCAGACGGGUGGUUCCGAACAGGUGAUAUUGGCGAAGUUGAUUCGUUCGGCCACGUCAAGAUUGUGGAUCGCGUCAAGAACCUAGUCAAGCUGCAAGGCGGUGAAUAUAUCGCGUUAGAAAAACUCGAGGCCAUCUACCGUGGCAGCAAAUAUGUUAACAACCUUAUGAUCCACGGCGACAGCUCGCAACCGCGCCCAAUCGCCAUCAUCACACCAAAUGAGAAGCCACUCGCAGAAUUGGCUCAAAGCCUGAGUGUCGACCAUGGCAACAUGCACCACGACAAGAAGGUGCAGGAAGCGGUACACAAGGAUCUGAUAGCAGUAGCAAAGAAGGCUGGCCUCAACUCGCUCGAGAUGGUGAGCGGCGUUGUGAUUGUCGAAGAAGAGUGGACACCGGCAAGCGGCCUUGUCACGGCGACGCAGAAGGUCAACAGGAGAGGCUUGAGAGAUCAUUACAAGUCAGAAAUCAUGAAAUGCAUGAAGGCGCAGUCUUCGUAA
Molecule: messenger RNA, 2097 nt
Organism: Xylaria bambusicola
Lineage: Eukaryota; Fungi; Ascomycota; Sordariomycetes; Xylariales; Xylariaceae
Product: acetyl-CoA synthetase-like protein
Exons: 5
Coding region: 1-2097 (698 amino acids)
Biological process (GO): long-chain fatty acid metabolic process; long-chain fatty-acyl-CoA metabolic process
Cellular component (GO): plasma membrane; lipid droplet; endoplasmic reticulum
Molecular function (GO): long-chain fatty acid-CoA ligase activity
Source: RefSeq, a predicted model, not a curated record